Messenger RNA from Styela clava, 5940 nucleotides. RefSeq names its product activated CDC42 kinase 1-like. Gene Ontology annotation, biological process: protein phosphorylation. NCBI's taxonomy places the organism in Eukaryota, Metazoa, Chordata, Ascidiacea, Stolidobranchia, Styelidae. Gene Ontology annotation, molecular function: protein binding; ATP binding; protein tyrosine kinase activity. The record is from RefSeq and is a predicted model, not a curated record.
AUUUGGUUAGGAAACUUUCGUGCUUCAAAUUUCAAUAGUCAAUCAGUCGUAGUACAGAAGAAUUAUGGUUUAGAUAAGAUCUCCAGUAAUGAAACAGCUUGAGCUGUACCAAUUUUAUAUUUGAAGACAUUUUGCAACUUUGAAAUGACUUCGGAGAACUCACUCUGGCUGAGAUCUUUACUAGCUGAUGUUCAGUUAGAACAAUUUUAUGCUGAAAUAAGGGAUGCAUUGCAGGUCACCAGACUUUCUCAUUUUGACUAUGUUAAAAGUGAAGAUUUGGACAAGAUUGGGCUCGGUAAACCAGCUCAAAGACGAUUGCUUGAUGCAGUGAAAAAGGCCAAAGCUGCUCAGAAGAAGAAAAACAAGAAUAAACCUGGAAAUUUGAAUAUUGCUGCCAAAGAUUUUGAAAGAUCGAGUUUGACCUGUUUUAUUAGUGAAAAAGAACUCACUCAACAAGAAAAGAUUGGUGAUGGAUCAUUUGGUGUUGUACGUAAAGGAGAGUGGACCACACCGAGUGGAACUACGAUCGCUGUCGCCGUGAAAAGUCUAAAGUUGAACAUGUUGACAGAACCGGAAGUAUUUGAAGAUUUUGUAAAAGAAGUGAAUGCAAUGCAUAUGCUCGAUCAUCCAAAUCUCAUUCGAUUAUAUGGAGUUGUUAUAUCAUCUCCCAUGAAAAUGGUCACUGAACUUGCAAAUUUGGGUUGUUUGCUUGAUCACCUAAGAAAAUUUCAACGUCAUGUUAUUUUCACGCUCUGUGAAUAUGCUGUUCAAAUCGCCACUGGGAUGGCUUAUCUUGAACAUAAACAUUUCAUUCAUAGGGAUCUUGCUGCAAGAAAUAUAUUGCUGUCUUCCAAAGAAAAAGUAAAGAUUGGUGACUUUGGUCUCAUGAGAGUUCUUGAUACUAAAGAUGAUCAUUAUGUCAUGGCAGAGAAAAGAAAAAUACCUUUUGCUUGGUCUGCUCCAGAAUCUCUAAAAAGACGUCAAUUUUCCCAUGCAAGUGAUGUAUGGAUGUUUGGAGUUACAUUGUGGGAAAUGUUCACUUAUGGACAGGAGCCAUGGUUAAGUUACAAUGGUGCUCAGAUAUUACACAAAGUAGACAAAGAAAAUGAACGAUUAUUGCAACCAGACAAUUGUCCGAAUAAUAUUUAUAGAUUAAUGUUGAAUUGUUGGAGGCUUCAACCUGAUCAAAGACCAACAUUCAAACGAAUAAAAGAAGUCAUUCCCCAAAUGUUCCCGAAAGAACUUCUCUCGACCUGUGACCUCAAUGAACCAGAUCGACUGAAAAUCAUGAAAGGAGACAAAAUCACUGUUAUACGUGGAAGGGCCGAACAUCAUUGGUGGAGGGGGCAAAAUAAAAGAACACUGGAAGUUGGAGUUUUUCCAAGACUAGUGACAAAUUCAGGGCAAGAUGGAUUCAGUCGUGAUGAUAUCAGCCGUCCACUCAAAAACUCGUUUAUUCAUACUGGACACGGGGAUAUUGACCCGACUCGGAGUUGGGGAUUUCACGAACGAAUUGAUGAUCUCUACCUUGGAAAUCCUAUGGAACCACCCGAUCUGGUUGCAAUAGAUAGUAUAGAAAAAACCAACGACACAGAAGGAGGAUCUCCACCAGGAACAAGCAAAAGAAUAUUCUCUAAAUCAGCUAAAGACAAAUACAAAAAACUUGAAAACACUGUAAAAUCGAAAAUUGUUUGGAGAGAACCAAAUAAAUGUAAACAACCAACAUCAAUGGAAAACCAAAAGAAAACUAAAACUUCUACAAGACAGAGAAGAAGAAAUUCCGCAGAUUAUCCAGGGUCACCUCCCGUAAAUCAUGAAUAUUCUCAUCCUCCUGUUUCACUUGCUCGAUCAAACUCUCAAGAAAAUCCGAGGGUACAUUCAGUACUGGAUGAAAGUUUAUCGCAGUCUCCAACAAAAGGAGGAUCACUACCUUCGCCAAUUAAACCUUUCUACGCAUCUGAAAAUUUCUUUCCUGAAAAUAAUGAUUCGAAAAAUCAGUGGAAGACAGGGUAUGAUAAUAAAGCUGCUAACCUUGCCGAGACGCAAUCGACCCCUGUUUAUGAUGAAGUCGAACCUGAUCGAGAAGAUUCUGUAGGUCAAUAUUCAUGGGACGUUCACUUUCAUGAUGAUAUGGAGAAUGAAACAAUGGAAGGUGUACGACAAGCCUUACAACUGUCGUCAAUGCAAGAAUCUGCUAUAAAAAGAACAGAACAAGACAUUUCGUCUGCUUUCUUGAGUGAUAGUAGCGGAACACCACCAAGCGUCGUGUCACAAUCACUUGGAAAUUCCGCAAACUUUUCUCACAAUCCAUUUUACGAGACAGCAAACAACAGCAAUAAUCCAUCUCCCAAUUUGAGAUUUCGUUCUUAUUCAGUCGGGGUGCCGGCACCAUCGACUUCUCCGCAGCCCCCACAAAAACCCAAGAUUGAAUUAAAACCAGAUGCUUUCGAAGAUCUUAAAUGUGAAUUUUUGAAGAAAUAUCACUUGGAUAAGACCAGUGCAAUAGUAACUCCUGAUUUAUUUCCCGAACGGACAAGCUUGAAAUCUAACUCUCCCACCACUGCUAUAAAACCUUUAUGUAUGACGGAACCUUUAACUCCCUCACCGGUAAAUUUGUCAUCAAGUAGAGGUGCUAGUCCUGUUGUGAUACCAGAAAUCGCACCUUUUCCUGUAUCCCAGCCCAGUACAUUAUCUGCGUCUGUCGCUGCUAUUGCAUCUAAAUAUAAUUAUGUUCCACCUAGUGGCAGAACUGAUGAUCAUAAUGUUGUAAAACGAAGCCAUUCCGCUAACGUUCACACAACGAGGGUGAAAAGCUGGUCUGAAGCCCCACCACAGAUCCCGCCACGAGAACCAACGCGAAUUAAUGCUGGGCCUGGUUUUUCUUCUGUUUCCAACAAUCAGCAAGUAUAUAGUACUGAUAAUGGGCAGAAACAACAAUGCACAACUCGUUCUAUAUUCUCUGCAACACCUUCAAUAGGUCAAGCACAUCCUGUUAUUUUGCCAAUCAUUAGAGAUGGAAAAAAACUCAGUUCAACGCAUUACUAUCUUCUGCCUGAAGAAAAGGCUUCUGGGAGAAAUGUACCUCGUGCUCAUGUAAUGCCUUUUUCUCAAACAACCACUGCCUACAGCUUGCCAGCUUAUAAUCCUGCCACAACCUCACCUGCUAUUCAGACAGCACAUAGUAGAGAACAAUAUGCUGCCUCUGCUGCUGCCCGAUUAAAUUAUUCACAAAUGAGACCGGAAGAUAAAAUGAAAGAAUUACAGAAAGAAGUUUUUGGAGUCACUGAUGAACAGUGUGAACAUGCUCUCAAACUCAAUGUAUGGGAUGUUUCGAAAGCCAUCAAGUAUUUAAAGAUUGAGCAAUUGUUUAGCAUGGGAAUUGCUCCUCGUAAUCGUUGCCAGCAAAUGCUACAAAUAAUGAACUGGAAUCUGGAAACCUCUUCUAAUGUCCUUCUACAGGAAUUCAAAAACGAUGCAUCACAUUAAUAAUAAAAUUAAUCAUCCUAUUUAGAGAGUAAUGAUAAAAUUGGGGAUAUACGAGACUACAAGAUUCAGCAGACUACUUUUAUGCAUAUUGUUCUCUAUUCAAAUUCGAAAAUAGUUACAUUUGAAAAUUUCGAAUCGGCAAUUUGUUCAACUUCUUUGUUAUGUAAGAAAAAUGAACAAAUUACAUAAAUUUGAUUGUAAAUUCAGAAACAGUUUCUUUCGCUGGUGGUAAAAUAUAAAUUGAUUCUUCACAAAAAUUUGAGAACUACUGAAAAUUGAAAUUGAAUUGCUGCAAAUUCAUAAAAAAAUUGAUACAAGUUUGCGUUAUUGCUUUUACCAUCUGAAUACCUUUAAGAGCUGUAAACAAUCUUCUCAUCGCUUACUCAAAAUGUUUAAAAAAAGAACUACUACAGUGUUGUUUUAAAUUCAUUUUUGAUUCUUAUCAAGAGCAUGUUUUCAUUUAAUAUUUUAAUUAUUCACUCUUUCAUCCCAGUAUUUUAAACGGUGAAACAUCUAUAUAUUGUACUACUUUGUUUUAUUUUUAUUUAUUACUCAGUAUUUUAUUUACCGAUAAAGCGUAAGACAUUAUCCAUAUUUGAUGUUAUAGAAUUUAUCGUCAUUGCAAUCGAGGUUAAAAAUUUUGUUGUGAUCACACCAAUCAAUAAAUUCUAAAGCUGUCUUUGUUUCAGAAUUUCGCAUCUCGUUUGAAAUUAACUUUCAAGUAUAUAUGAUUGUGUUUGUAUUGCAUUUUCAAGUUACAGGACGGUGACGUGACCUUGGGUCUAGAAUUUAAGGUUCAGAAUUUUAAUUUAUGUAUCUAAUUUAGCUUGAAUUAGCAUCUAAGGGUUUUUCGAACACUUAGUGUUAUGGAGCCUGCGAAAAGGUUGACUAUUACCGGUAUUUACGAAGCCCCAUGAUAAAUUUUAAACAUGAAAACAAAAAAAACAUUGUUAUUUGUUACUACCUGAGUGAAUUAAAAUUACUUUAUUUAUUGACUCGAGCAUAUUCGAAGCUUUGUAUUUGAAAAAUAUUCAAAUUGCGGUUCAAUUUAAGUCACCUGAAAUAUCAGAUCAUUUCCCACAUUCAACCGGUUUCUCUUACAGAGCCUUGGGCCCCUGAACCUAUGGCAUAGACAUAGUAAAAAGUGGUAUUAAGGAAUAUAGUUAAAUUAAAAUUAGGCCUUAAAUAAGUGAUUGAGCAAAGCAUUAUUGUCGAAUUAUCCUAAUUGACACGGUGAAAUUUUGGUUCCCCAUCAAUAUUAUUAUUGCACUCCCAGGAUUUCAAGUUUUGCAAAAUCCAAAUUAUAAAAUAUCCCACUAUGUCUAUAAAAAUACUCUAGUCCUGACAUUAUUAAAGUAUACUUGUCUUAUUCUUUAUCCUUUGUUUUCCGAUCCAUUUUGCACCAUUUUUAUUGGAACGUGGUAUCAUGUUAUUGUGCUAUUACAUUCUAAAUCUUUAUCAUUAUUUGUAUCAGUACAUAUAGUUAUUUUCAUAGUCAAAAGAUAGUGUUAUAUGUUGAAAUUUUACAGAUAUAUGUUUAAAAAGAUGGUUUUGGAUUGGUCUGAAAUGCCCAAGUGGAUAGAGGACCUGAAUGCAUCCAUGAUAUAGAGUUUUAUCGCGGUUAUAAUCUAAUCAAGAAUAUUAUUUUUACCCAUGGAUUUGGCCUGGUAUUCUUUGAUAGAUUUAUGGAUAAGGCUAAAAAAUAGGUAUCAACCAAAGGCUUGUGAUCUUCGAUUUUUUUAUCAAAAAGGUGGAUUUUAUCAAUUUUACACCAAAACUUUUGAUUUACAAUAUACUCUUCAUUCAGGCUUCGAAAAUAAUUUUAAAAUAUGUUAAAAUAAAUAAUAAUUUGAUUUGGCCAUUUCUGUAUACCAGUUUUUCUAAAUUUUUGCACUGACCCUCUUUUAUUCUUGUUUGAAAAUGACAAUCCGGCCUUAUUCUAUUGGUUGUAUUACAUAAACCAGUUAAGUAUGUGGAGUUAAAAGGUAUAGCCAAGCUUAACUACAAAAACAAAACAUGAGAUCUAGACUUAGUAUAAAAGUGGUGAUAUUUUACAUGUUAUUGUGAAUGAAAACGGCUAACCAUACCUUCUAUGCUCAAUAUGAACCCUUUUAAACAAGUAAACAGUCAUGAUUGAACCACCUAUUAAUACUCAUUCUACCUGUGACUACCAAACAACCCAUUUUUGAAAUUGAUAUAGUCGAAAUUUUCUUGAAGUAUAACCAAAAUGACAUUUUCAUCUUCCACGCUGUGGAAGCGACAAUAAGAUAAAGGAACUUUUGGUAAUUGGUUUGAGCGCUGGUAGUUCUCUCCUUUUGUACUUUAUUGAAUAAAGAUUUGUCCUCUCACUUCACUAUUACUAACUAUCCUGGACACCAGACGCAUGGCUUGAAAGUUAUACAUUUUGUUGUAUUUUGAUACUGCAUAUUAAUAUAAGUACUGGUGAUUUUCAAA